AUGAACCUCGAUCACGACAUCUAUGUCGCCAACGACGGUUCGUCCCUCAGGGCAAACGAGCCGCCCAAUGGCACGAAUGAGACGGUCAAUCCUUCUCUCAUCUUCAAUGCCCCGUCAGCCUUGAGAGAUGGGAGGCAGACACCUCCUUCACCCCAUGAUCCGACGCUUGGACCAUUCACCGAGCCCGCUGGCGAGCCCAUGAUCGAGACUGAUCCGCCUUCCUCGGACGACAGCUCCGACGAAGCAAUGGACGCCACUACUACUUCACUCAUUCGCCAAAAGGCCUGGGUUGUCAUCGAUGCCCCCAAGCCCAAAUAUGAAAGGCUGCCCUACAGCUCACUACGCUCUGGCCUCGUGUACGAUGUGCGGAUGAGAUUCCACACCGAGCCGCUUGAUGCAAUGCUCAGUGAAGAUGACAUCCAUCCCGAAGAUCCCAGGAGGAUCAUGGAAAUAUUCAAUGAGCUUGCCGAAGCUGGCCUUGUAGAGACACCGACACACCACGUUCCCGAUCCUGACUUUUCUCUUUGGCGGAUCAACGCCAGAGCUGCAACAGAAGAAGAAGUAUGCUUAGUUCACACCCGCGACCACUACGCCCGGGUGAAAGCAUAUCAAGGCCAUCACGCUGAGCAUGAUUCGCCUGGAGGCUUUUGCUUUUUCAAUAACGUCAGCGUUGCCGCCAGAGUGUGCCAGCAAGACUUCCCCGACAAGUGCCGCAAGAUUUUGAUUCUCGACUGGGAUGUCCAUCACGGAAACGGCGUACAAAGAGCUUUCUACAACGAUCCCAAUGUUUUGUACAUCUCCAUCCAUGUCCACAUGAACGGAACUUUCUAUCCGAGCAACAACUACGGUGAUCACACGCACUGCGGCGAAGGUCCGGGACUAGGAUUGAACGUCAAUAUUCCCUGGAGCGCGCAAGGCAUGGGUGACGGCGAUUACAUGUACGCCUUCCAGCAGAUCGUCAUGCCCAUAGCCCAAGAGUUUGAUCCGGAUCUCGUCAUCGUAGCAUCCGGAUUCGAUGCUGCUGACGGCGAUCGCCUCGGCAAGUGCUUCGUCACUCCCCCCUGUUACGCGCACAUGACACACAUGCUCAAGUCGUUGGCAAAUGGCAAAGUAGUCGUUUGCUUGGAAGGUGGAUACAAUCUUCAGUCAAUUGCCAAGUCUGCCGUUGCCGUCACAAGAACGCUGAUGGGCGAGCCACCGGACCGCUUGGGUGAGGAUGUUGAGCCGUCGGCCUUGGGACUAAGCACGGUGGAGCUCGUCAAGAGAUACCAAUCGAGAUACUGGAAAUGCAUGUAUCCGAAGCACGACAGUAAAGCAGUGGCCAACGCUCUGCAUGCGAGGAGGAUACAUGACAUUGUAAGGCAAGCGGAUGCUACCGAGUUCUGGAAUCAGUUCAGGAUGACUGAGCUGUUCAUCCUGCGCGAUAAGAUUUCGAAGAGCUUCGAAAAGCAGGUCCUGGCAACGCAUAACUUUGCGGAACAGCGCCCUCUUCUCGUCAUCUUCCACGAACCACCAGAGACCACGGCUAUUACCGAUCCUCGGAGCAAGAAAUUAAACCUCCAUAACAUUUUCGUCACUGAUGUCACCAAGACGUACGUAGAGUGGGCGGUGAAGAACGGAUUUGGCGUUAUCGAUGUCAACAUCCCAGAGCACAUUACCGACCCGAAUGAUUCCCCAGAAUUUGCUGACGCGGAUUCCGAUGACGCACGUGGUCUUCUUACGCGCGAAUUGGCAACAUAUCUAUGGGACAACUACAUCUCGCUCGGCGAAAACACACACAAAUUCUUCAUGGGCGUCGGUGCAGCAUAUUCUGGAAUUUUAGAUCUCCUGGGCGAGAAUGACGACUGUACGAAGGAAACGGAUCACAUCUUCGCCUUCAUCGCGGAGAACAGCCUGCAAUCGAUUAAGAAGCUCACGGAUGACUAUAUCGGCGAUUGGUAUUACAAUACCUCUCACAUUUACGUCGCCCACGGCCAUGCGGCGUGGGACCCCAGCCGCCAGCGCAAGCUCCGCAAGAAAUAUGGCUACGUCCAGCGUUCCGAGCAUGCCGACCUCUCCAACAUGCUCCAAGAACACCACAAAGAAGUCACGGACAUCAUGUGGCAACUGACCGAGGAGUGGCGCGAGGAACAGGCCACGGCAGCCAAGCUCCGCGCCGCCGAAGAAGCGCUCAACCCGGCCAAGCGCCACCACCACCAUACUACCAGCACCACCAACAGCCGCAACUUCGACAGCAACGGCGCCAUCACCAGCGCUCCGACCAGCAACAAUAGUAGCAGCGGGCCCACCAGCACCAGCGGCGGCAGCAGCAACGUGACGACGAUGAUGUUGGACGGGAAUGGUAGUAGUGGGAGGAAUAUCAGGCACACCAGCCUGCCUGCCCCGGCUGUGGAUCCGCGGAGCACCCCGACGGUUAGGAGUCCGUCUGGUAUGCAUCAUCAUCCUCGCGGACCGCCGUUGGGUAACUUUACGAUUACGCCGACGAGGCGGGCGGGUGGGAGUGUUAGUCCUGGGAAGAGGGCGAGGGGGGAGUGA
Messenger RNA from Lasiodiplodia theobromae, 2535 nucleotides. Its product is annotated as Histone deacetylase superfamily. The coding region runs from base 1 to 2535 and encodes 844 amino acids. The record is from RefSeq and is a predicted model, not a curated record. The transcript is spliced from 8 exons. Gene Ontology annotation, biological process: chromatin organization. Gene Ontology annotation, molecular function: histone deacetylase activity. NCBI's taxonomy places the organism in Eukaryota, Fungi, Ascomycota, Dothideomycetes, Botryosphaeriales, Botryosphaeriaceae. Gene Ontology annotation, cellular component: histone deacetylase complex.